This is a messenger RNA of Thecamonas trahens ATCC 50062, 1275 nucleotides long. RefSeq names its product tRNA (guanine-N(7)-)-methyltransferase subunit WDR4. The coding region runs from base 1 to 1275 and encodes 424 amino acids. Lineage: Eukaryota; Apusomonadida; Apusomonadidae. The record is from RefSeq and is a predicted model, not a curated record. Gene Ontology annotation, molecular function: tRNA (guanine(46)-N7)-methyltransferase activity; protein binding. The transcript has 3 exons. Gene Ontology annotation, cellular component: tRNA methyltransferase complex; nucleus; cytosol. Gene Ontology annotation, biological process: RNA (guanine-N7)-methylation.
AUGAGCUGCGAAGAGGGCGACGGCUGCUUCGAGCCUGUCUCUCUGUUCUGCGUCACCAAGGCCUCGGUCGUAGUCACCGCUGUUGGCAAGCACCUUGUGGCCACCUUUGGCGAGACAACGACCGGGACGACGACGACGGCCGAGUCGCACCCGCACGGCAAGCGUGUGGUGGCCAUGGCAGCGACCGGAGAAGGCGAUGUGCUGGUCUCGGUGGCUGCGGAUAAGAGUAUUGCGGCGUGGAAGCUGCCGGCGCUGGAGCUGCUGGCCACGUCGGCCGUCGACCGCAAGGCCUCGGGCGUGGCGAUCUCGCCCGACGGCAGCGAGGUGGUGGUGUGCGACAAGGUCGGCGACGUCUUUGCCUUUUCGCUGCCGGGCCUGGUGCGGAGGACAGACAUGGGCGAGGCCGAUCGCGGACACCGCAUUGUCGGGCACGUGUCGAUGGUGACCGAUGUGGCCUUUAAGGUCCGCCUCUCCGAGUACCCCAAGUCGUACAACAUUGCUGAGUACUGCCUCGGUCACACCCAGUUUGUGGCCUGCCUUGCCACCGUCCCGGGCGCGCCGCUGCUGAUCUCUGGCGGUGGCGACGGGAACGUGGCCGUGUGGCGGGUUCCGACGGGCGAGCAGGUCGGCCCCAUGCUCCACGCCAUCUCCGGCACUAAGCCGACGCCUCUUGCCGUCCACAACCACGACAUGGCCUCCGGCGAGCCGUUUGUGCCUGUCGGCCACUGCACCCACACCGAUCCCGAGUCCGACUCGAUGGUCACUUGCGUCGCCGUCGCUCCCGACGCAGCCCUCGUCGCCGCCAUCGUCUCGGGCCAUCCGACCGUCUACCUCUUUGCCAUGGACUCGGCCGCAGGCCUCGCUCCCGCCGGCUCUGUCGAGCUCGGCGGCGCGACCCUCCCCGACGGCACCGUCCUCGCCGCCGACGUCCAGCCGCUCAGCGUCACCUUUGACGCCGCCGGUCGCCUCUGGACCUCGCUCUACACCGACGCCCCGGGCACCCCGCUGAUGGCAUGCUUCGAGCGCCCCGAGCCCAACGCGCCCAUGGCCCACGUCGCCGCCGACUCGCCCAUCGCCGCCACCCUCGCCGCCAUCGCUGUCGCCGCCUCCAUCCCGCGCGACUUCCAGGCCGGCCAGGACCCUCUCUCGGUUGGCAUCCCGCUCAACCAGCUCCGUAAGCGCAAGAAGGUCCACUCGCCCACCGACCGUACCAAGCGUGUUGCCGCCCGCGCACCCUCUACCGUCCUCGCCGCCGCCAGCACUUCAACCAACUAG